Messenger RNA from Lolium perenne, 909 nucleotides. NCBI's taxonomy places the organism in Eukaryota, Viridiplantae, Streptophyta, Magnoliopsida, Poales, Poaceae. The record is from RefSeq and is a predicted model, not a curated record.
AUGCAAAAUGCACAGGCUGUGUUGGGCAACUUCUUGUCAAAACAUGAGGAGCUAAGGCAAGAGUUGAAUGCAAUUAUUGACUACAACAUGUCUAUUGAAGAGUUUGAAAGUAGAUGGGCAGAAAUGAUUUUCAAGCAUGGUGUGGCGGACAACACACAUCUUUGUGAUUUAUAUAAUAUUAGAGCCACUUUUGUCCCUGCCUACUUCAAGGAUCGUUUCUUUCCAUUCCUACAAACUACUGCCCGUAGCGAGGGGUUCAAUGCAGUAUUGAAAAGUUACGUUGACCCACACAACAACCUGCACCAUUUCUUCGAGCAGUACUUGAAGUUACAGGAAAAAAUAGAUGUAGCAGAGGAUUCAGUUGAGUUUAAAGAUGAGGAUAAGACUGUUAGAGUAUGGGGAGAUUACCCUCUGGAAGAGCAAGCUUUGAAAGUGUAUACGCUGCCAAUAUACCUCCGUUUCAGGGUUGAGCUUCGGAAAGUGAGGUCAUACAAUGUGCAGCAAAUUGGUGGUCAAACUUAUGUGGUUAUGCCAAUUAAAACCUAUGUUUAUGGCUAUGGCGAUAAAAGCUACAAGGUUGAAGCUAACUUGGAUGCCGAAACUUACAUCUGCGAGUGUUGCAAAUUCAGUAGGGAUGGGUGGAGGAAACCGGAGGAAACGAUUGUGCAGCAGAAAAUGGAGUUACCUCAGGUGCCAACAGAUAGGAAGAUGAAUAACAAGGAAAGGCAGCAGCUACGUUAUGGUACUCUUUGCAAUGAAUACUCUAGAGUAGAGAAAAUUGCAUCUACAUCUGACAAAGGAAAGGCUUUGGCAGAUAAAUACAUGCUAGCUUUGGAGAAAGAAUUGCAAGAGAUGAAAGCUACAGAAUCUGCAAAACGGAAGAAUAGGAAAAAAAGCAACUACACCUAA